Drosophila persimilis is the source of this 2112-nucleotide messenger RNA. RefSeq names its product protein sarah (gene sra). Gene Ontology annotation, biological process: calcium-mediated signaling. Gene Ontology annotation, molecular function: calcium-dependent protein serine/threonine phosphatase regulator activity; nucleic acid binding. Gene Ontology annotation, cellular component: nucleus; cytoplasm. The record is from RefSeq and is a predicted model, not a curated record. Lineage: Eukaryota; Metazoa; Arthropoda; Insecta; Diptera; Drosophilidae. Bases 432 to 1325 code for a protein of 297 amino acids. The transcript has 2 exons.
ACCAUCUCCAUGUACCUCAAGAACAAGUACCUCAAGUUAAGUGAAUACGCGAAUGUGUUUUGUGUAGCCCCCACAGCUGUUCCAAAGGCCCCACAAUUUUUCCAAAGUUCGACCGAGGCGGAUGUGUUUUGUGGCGUUGCGGAAAAAUCAAAUUCUGUCGCGUCUUCGCGAAUGACGCAGAAUAAAGAAAUGCAAAAACCUUAAGUGCGGCAGCUCCUACAGACUAACUACUAAAUAAAUAGCAACAAUAGCGCUGCUAGUGGGCAUUGUGCACCAAUUUGAACAUAAAGCAGCCGCAGCAAGAGGCACACAAGAAGGCGAGAGACGACCUGCAGCCCCCAUCGUCUGGUUAUUGGCGGAUAAAAACACAGUUUCAAUUAUCGCAAAUAGUUGCUAAAACGCGCCCCCCCGGUAAGCUUCAGGCAGACACCAUGUCCGACGCGGCCAAGUCCAAUAAUAAUGCGGCGGCCGCCUCUUCCCCGGAGCCUGCGCCUGCAACCACCACCACUGAUGAGGUGCUUCCAACCAAGGAUGCAGCUUCCUCGCCAACGACACCACGGGGCGGCAACAAUCACAACAACAACCACAGCAAGAGCCACAACAAAUUGAAGUCGACACAGAACAGCAGCGGAGGCGGCAGCAUAGACAAACUGUCGCCGGAUCAGGACAUCUACAUCAAUGCCGCCGACGGACUGCCCAGCCAGCACCCCUCGCUCCCGAAGGAGGGCAUCAUAGACAGCGACACGGAGCCGGAGGUGGACGCAGACUCGUUCGACGACCUGCCCACGUCCAUUAUCGUGACGAACAUCCACUCUGAGGUGUUUGCCAAUCCGGAGCUGAAGCACGGCAUGGAAGAGCUCUUCCGCACCUUCAGCGAAUCGGCCACGUUCCAGUGGCUGCGCAGCUUCCGGCGGCUGCGGGUGAACUACGACAACGCCAUUGCGGCAGCCAAUGCGCGGAUCAAGCUCCACCAAUACGAAUUCAACAAGAAGACGGUGAUCACCUGCUAUUUUGCCCAGCCGGUGACACCCGUGAACAACAAGAACCUCCAGCCGCCGGCACCGGUCAAACAGUUCCUCAUCUCGCCGCCCGCCUCUCCGCCAGCGGGCUGGGAGCCACGCGAAGAGGCCGAACCGCUGGUCAACCACGAUCUACUGGCGGCUCUGGCCAGCCUCACACCGGGCGAGUCGCACGAGCUGCAUCCACAGAGCGAGGACCAGCCGGCGAUCAUUGUGCACACGGCGAUGGUGCCAGAGGGGGCCGGCGGUCCAGGAAUCCAGCCAAAAGCGCCCAUAGUGCAGACUAAGUGUCCGGAGAGGGCAUAAGAUCGCAGGGAGAGCAAAAGAGCAUAAGAGCGACAGAGCAGCAACGCAACCUAACGAUGAUUCCCAUCUGGAGUGAAGAAAGGAUGGGACCUUUGAUUGAAGUAUUUUUUGUAAAUAUUUUAAAUUCAAUUUGUGAUUGAUUUACACAUACCAACAUUUAGCUACGUUCGUUCGUAUGUUUGUAUUAUUAGGCCCUCAAUUCCGUUUCCGUUUCGAUAUAGUUUCCGUUACAGUCCUGUCCCUCCCCCGUCCCUUUCCCUGUACUGUCCUUCCCUGAUUUGUACACCCAACCACCCAUUAAUCAGAAUUAUAACUCCAUCCUUUCUGUUCCUUUCAAUCCGUUCCCUUCAACAUUUUAAGAGCUAUUCGAGCAUUUAAGACUACGUUUUUGAGGAGCACCCAGUUUCUUGUGGAAGAGUCCUCCUGGCAACUGCAUCUAGAUGUGUUUUCUCUAUAUCUCUUUCCUUCGUCGUCUUCGUGUCUCUCUCUAUCUCUCUCUCUCGCUGUAUGUUUCUCUCAAUUUUGAUUGUGUCUAUAUGUGUAUAAGAAAUAUCGAUGUCAACCCGAUAUCUCCCCCCUCCAUCUCUCUCUCUGUGUACCUUCUUCUUUGAAGAGAGAACCCCAACCCCGCCCCUAUUCUAUCUAUCGAGUAUAUCUAUAUCUAUAUGUAAAUGUUAAUGUAAUUCUAAGCCAGCGAAAUUUAAGCACCGAUAUCGCAUCAGAUAUCGGCCAAAGCAUACGUAUAUAUAUGUAUUUAAUUGAAAAUAUAUUCAAAAUCGAAAAUGAA